Lytechinus pictus (painted urchin) is the source of this 6990-nucleotide messenger RNA. RefSeq lists its product as uncharacterized. The transcript is spliced from 21 exons. The coding region runs from base 24 to 4331 and encodes 1435 amino acids. Lineage: Eukaryota; Metazoa; Echinodermata; Echinoidea; Temnopleuroida; Toxopneustidae. Gene Ontology annotation, cellular component: motile cilium; CatSper complex; sperm principal piece. The record is from RefSeq and is a predicted model, not a curated record.
GCAGAUGACUUUGUUGUAGAGCAAUGCCUUCAAAGUCAAGUAUGUCACCAUUUCAUCAAUGGACUGCUGUCUUAACUGGCCUGGCUGCCUUGAUAACUUAUGCCUGUGGGUCAUGCUCCUGGCACAUAGAUGUUGUACGAUCAGAGUUCCCAUAUAUAUUUGAACCAAUAGUUCAAAAGAAAUUAACUCAUAUAGUAGUGGAUUAUCAAGAAGUACAAAUAAGAAGCUUUUCAGCAGAAGAGGUGGAGCCACACAUGUACCCAUAUUUUGUGCGAGUACAAAUUGAGUGUAAUGGAGUAACCAGUUCGAGUACAAUAGAGGCUUUACUGUCAGCUGGAUCCUAUCCUCGAAUCAAGUUAUCAUUCGAUUCCCUACAAGAUCAGAGUCUCUCGUACCACACCUGGACUGAUUAUGUAUUUGAGGGUGCCCUUGUUGACAUGGAUCCAGAUUGUGAUGUUGGAUUUUGCAGACCCGUUUGGCUGGUUCCCUUGCCAACAAAUGACAAGUACCUGAUAAUACAUGUCCGUGUAGAAACUGUAGGCUCUGUCAAAGCUGUCGCCACAUCUCGGCGGACGAUAACAUUAGAUGGAUACAGUGAGCGUGUGUCAGAAAACUCUUCAUACGUCCAGACUAGAAUUGGAGCUGAUACAGAUCUAUCAGGGUUGGGAUUUUUUGAAAAUGAGAUCCACCAGAUACUUCCAGUUCACACUGUCAGAGGUGUCACACCUAUACAAUCCAUGGCAGGAUUUGUUAAGAGACCAAUCACUCUAAAGAGCUCUGACUUCUUCCGACAUUAUGGGGUAGUAGAAGUUGCCCUGGGUGAUGAAGCACCAACUUGUCUCAUAGGACCACCCAUCAAAGAAUCUGCCACCUUCCCUGACAAAAUCGUCCUUAGCACUGCUUGGGGACUCUUUGAAAUGUUUGCAGCGCACUAUGCCACCAACAAGGCAGAUAUUGGUAUCUAUCAUCCCAUCCAACUUGAUCAGUGUAUACACCACCUGAUAGUGCCCUCACAUGGUAGGCAAGGACCAAGGUUUUUGUCUGUUGGUAACGAUGGCAAAAAGCUUUACAGUUCUAAUCUUGAAUUUGGUGCUCGUACACAACUAGAACAACUGGUAGAUUCCAGUGGUAACAGUGCAUGUGAUCAGAUUGCAUCAGGUCAAUCAUCUUGUUUUAUUAUUGAUGCUGCAUUUGGAAAUAUUGAUAUGGAAUCGACUUAUGUUUUGGUAAAGAUUGUGGAACAAGAAAUGACUACAGAGUAUCAUUUACUCAAACUGUCUGGGUAUGGCAAAUGGAAUCUGGUUCGAUCAUUGGAUGCUAACCUUACAAUUCCACAUGCUGUGUCAGGAAUAGACAGAGAAUGGAUUGAUGUUGGUGGGCUGAGCAAAUGUGAUAUUCACCAUGACGAGCAUGAUGGUACCUGUAUGACUGUAAGCCUAACUGGAUUGACCUUCAGUGGCUAUGUCUCUAAGCAUCUCUUCUUUUGGGGGAACAGCAUUUUACACAGUCCUGACAAUGGAAAGACAGUAUAUGUCCUGCUGGAAUACACAUCUGAUUCUGCAAUCUCAAUCUUUGUAGUUGGCAAAGAUCCUUCAUUUGCUUUACUCAACGAAGAUCAGGAGAUCUGGUAUGGUGAGAUUGGAGACAAUGUUUAUCUUAAGAAGCUGAGGCCGUCUCCUGGCUGGGGUAGAAUGCUUCGACUCACUGGCCAACAGCUUGCAGACCCCUCUCAUGACGUGUUUGUCACAAUCUCUGUCUACUAUGAUGCGUGGGGUACUCUUUAUGAGUUCAUUGCCUAUAGGAGCUCAAAUGAGACGGACCUAAUGAGAAGGAGAAUUGAUCCUGGUGAAAUACUUGCAAACAGUAUGUAUGCGUAUGCUGCGGUAGAGCUAGAGCAUGAUCACGAGGGCGGAGGAGGAGGUCACGGUGGUGGAGGAGAUCAUGGUGGAGGAGGUCAUGGUGGUGGUCAUGGAGAAGAAGAAGAAGAAGAAGAGGGAGAUCAUCAUGGAGAAGAGGAAGAAGAAGAGGGGGAUCAUCAUGGAGAAGAGGAAGAGGAGGAGGAGGAACAUCAUGGAGAAGAAGAGGAGGAAGAAGAAGAAGAGGAACAUCAUGGAGAAGAAGAGGAGGAAGAAGAAGAGGAGGAGGAACAUCAUGGAGAAGAGGAGGAAGAAGAAGAGGGGGAGGAACAUGGAGAAGAGGAAGAAGAAGAGGAGGAGGGACAUCAUGGAGAAGAAGAGGAGGAAGAAGAAGAAGAGGAACAUCAUGGAGAAGAAGAGGAGGAAGAAGAAGAAGAUGAGGAACAUCAUGGAGAAGAAGAGGAGGAAGAAGAAGAGGAGGAGGAACAUCAUGGAGAAGAAGAGGAGGAAGAAGAAGAGGGGGAGGAACAUCAUGGAGAAGAAGAAGAAGAGGAGGAGGAGGAACAUCAUGGAGAAGAAGAGGAGGAAGAAGAAGAGGAGGAUCAUCAUGGAGAGGAAGAAGAGGAAGAAGAAGAGGAUCAUCAUGGAGAGGAAGAAGAGGAAGAAGAGGAGGAUCAUCAUGGAGAAGAGGAGGAAGAGGAGGAGGAUCAUCAUGGAGAAGAAGAGGGAGGUCAUGAAGAGGAGGAGGGUCAUGAUGAAGGAGACGAUGAGGGGAGAAUGUCACCUUUAUUAGAAUAUGAAUGCCCAUACAGUCAAGUCAACUUUGAAAAUCUGGGAAGCUUUCUAUUUGAGCGUAGAGAAAGAUAUUAUCUCGCUGCACCCCAGUUGGCAGAGAGCAACAGGCAUACAGAGAAAUCACUAAUGAUCUACCAAGUUAUUGUGCAUCACCUGCUGGAACAAAAAGAUGACCUUCAGACAGUCAAGGACAAUGAAAUUGCUGAAGUCUCCCACAAUCCCUUUCGCAGGUGGUAUGGAGAAACAGACACAUAUCGUGACUUUCAUCAGUAUCUUUUCCGAAAUAAAGACAUGGAAUCAAGCAUCCAUAUUGAUCCUUAUGCUUACCACUUGCAGCCAUAUGGAAACACUCCAGAGGACACCAAAACACUUCCAUCUACCAUUUACCUCGACAAAAAUGAAAUUUUUGAAUUUGCCAUCUCUUUGGAAAUUAGUAUCAGUCAUGGCAGUGUAGAUAUUGAGAACCUACAAGCUCUUGUUGAAGUGUCCAAUGAUGAACUUCUUGGAAUUGAUGCACAUUUCUUCAAGUAUAAAUUAAACAACACAAUCAGAUAUGAGGUAACUUUGUAUGAUAAGGGUGCCUUGGAGUUUCAGGCAGGGCCAGGUGUAGAUCUCUACCCAGCCUCCAUGCUUAUACAUGUAUGGCAUUCAACAUUCUCAUGUUUUAUCAAGGAAGGGGAUAUCUUCAAACCAGAGGGUAUCUAUACAAUGGAUGUAAUGCUUGGUUGCCCACCAGGGAGAAAGCUAGUCUUCGAUCUUCAAACCAGCAUUGACAUUCUUGAGAAGCGAUUUUAUUAUGACUGUCCCAUCACCACUGAAAACAGACCUUGUCUCCAUUAUCAUGAUGUAUUCCGACCAAUGUUCAAGGUAGUGGAUUUCACAACAGGAGAAGCUAGUCUCUUCACCGGUCAAUACACACUGAAAGUGCUGGGUGGGAGUGAUCUAAGUGAAAAGGAUAUUGUUUUAUUUACACCGGAGCAGCAGCAAAAAUUUAAUGACUUAGACAUAAACGGAGCACGCAUAUGGCAGCCAGUGGACAUGGAGAGCAUAAUAAACGACUCUACCCCUGUGUACUCUCAUCAAAGUAACUCUAUACAGUGGAUCUGCCAAAGGGGAUCACCUUGCUCUGAUGUGUUCCCUUCCAGCAAACGUCUUUACAGUCCUGAGUAUUACUUUCUCAUUGAGAUGACCAAUUAUAGAGUCGAUACGGAUUCCACCUACUGCCAGUAUGAUCUGCAGUUUGUUGUGCAUGUACAUGGCAUGGCUAUUGGUAGCAAGAGUGCAGUUAUUAUUGUUGUGUGGUCCUUCGUAGGAACUAUACUGGCGGUGGGUGUUUUCAUUGCAUGCAACUUCAAUGAAAGGUGGUUGUGGCAUAGCUUGACAUCACCCUGCACUGGGCAUGAACACCCAAGCAAGGUGGUACCAGUCAGCAGUGAUUCCUCAGAGGAGGUUGAACUAGCGGUCCACUAUCAAGAAGGUUCAGAAGAAAGGCCAACUGGUUUUUCCACAACAAGUACUGUCAUUGAAAGCUUAGUAAGGAAUGAUGAAGAUUAUCAUGGAUUUCCUCCAGAUGAAUGUAAUGAGCCUCAAUAUGCAGGAAGGACAGACUCAUCAACACACACAUCAGGAAGCCUUCACCAUCGCUCUGUCUCAAAUAUUACACAUCAAUCAAAAACAUGAUGUCCAGUUUUGUAAAUGCCUUUUUGCUACUCAAGGUGAGAGAUGAAAGUGCUUUAUAUGUAAGCAGGAUCUCAUGUAAUGUCAUAUUGAUAACAGAACUGUCAUAUCUUCUGAGUGCAGAGGACUUUUCUAGAAGUCUGAUGACAACUUAUAGAAAUGGGAGUUGUAACCUUUGUUAGUGAUCAUCAGUGUAAUGUCUAUGAAGGCCUCAAGAUUUAAAGUAUUCAUCAUUGAAAAUGUAUCACAAGAGCCUUCAUAAGAACCACCCACCCUUGCCUUUUGCGUCCUUUUAAAGGCUUCACUGUAAUUCAUUGUGGUUAAUUAUUGCUUAUCCUAGGCAAUAAUCUUAUAGUUUGGAAAAAUUGGCCCUUAAUUUGUCUGGAUGUCUUAAUGAUAAUAAUAAAAAAUUAUUAAGGCACUACCAAAUUUUGCCAAUAUUUUCCUGACAAUUACCUCUGUCAAAAUGUUUGCACGUGAUACAAAUUCUUAAUACAUUCUCCCAUGAAUAAUGAAUAUCAAGUUUAAUAUAGUAAGAUUGGUUUUCUUGAUAAAGCAGUCCACAUGAAAUUGCCAAUGUGAAGAUCAUCAUCAUUCUGUAUGAAAUUGUAAAUUUUCAUCAUCAUAAAACAUCUUGUCAUCCUUAGAAAUUAAAAAUGUUGCAAUAGAGUCAUACGUGAAUGUGUCAAUUGAUACUGCCCUGUUCAUUGGCCCCAAAAGAAAGAAAAAAAUUCACAUUCUGUCAAUUUCAACACAAUUUAAAGAGUUUCUCAUCUUUAAACUUUAGUCACAUGAUCUGUUGUACAUGCCAGUAGGCUUAAUUUGCCAGCAUUCAUUGCAAAUUAUUGUAAAACUAUCCACAACGAACUAGUGCAAAAAUUCACACUGCCAACAUUUAUGAAAAGGCCUUUGUGCAGAUAACUUGCCCUUUUGCCACAAGAAAACCAAAUUGCAUCAUUAAAAAUUAAAUCCAUUUUAUCUGUUGUGAAAAUCAAUUCUGGAAAAUAGCUUAGUACAUUAAACAAAUAAUCAUGCCAGGUACCCAUUCUCCUCAUAUGAAGAAAUUGGUGCCAUAUUCGUGUUUGAAACUGCCACAGAUGAAUUUAAUAGAACAUUAAGUGACUUCAUCCUGAAAUAAUGGAACCUUGAUCCACUAUGACCAUUGUUACUCCAUAGAUAUCUUCUUGCCACUUAUUUAACAGAUUUCAUUUGAUGUUCUUAUAUUGGUAUUAAUUGUAUCACUACAUUGUCAUUAUAUGCUAUUAAUCCUUGUAAAUUUCAAGCCACUGGCUUUUCUAGGGUGUUUGAUGCUGACAUUUUAUGAUGUAAAUAUUUCCUCCCAUAAUUUUUACCUAAUAAAUAAAUUGUUGUAAAUUAAGACCUGGGUUUAAUGCAGCACAGUUUAGAUACAGACAGUAGUGUUAAGUAUAUUAGUCCAUUCAUUAAAACAUGCUAAUGGGGGGGGGGGGGGGUUGAAUCAGCACCCCCCUCGACAUUUCUGGGACCAUUCCUCUGCGUGAAAUUUUUUUUGAUAAGUACGCAACAUUACGUAAGUGCAUGUCAGACCAAAAAUUUUAUGUACAAAGUCAAUGUAAAUUGAGUUUUCUCACCUUAUUCAUAAAGAUAUGAUUAUUUUUAAUUUGAUUUUAGCAUAAUUAUGAUUGAUUCGCCCCCCCCCCCCCGGCAUUUUGUAUAUUUCUAAUAAUAUAAUAAAAAGAAUGAUAUUAUCCGAGAUUCAGAAUAAGAAUAUUAUAAAAAUCAUUAUAAAUGGCAAUCGUUUGAAAAUUGUAGUCAAUUUUACCAUUGCUAUGACGUCAUAAUCAUUACAAUAUUAUGAGUCACAUUUCACUUUUAUAGCUAUGAGAAGAAAAGAAAAGGCAUUAAUUAAGCCUGAAGUGUUCAUAUGAUUCAGAAUUUGGACUGUAGUACAUCCCAUGUUAAGUGUUCAUAUCAAAUCAGGUCAUAGACCAAUCAUAAACAGUGUGGUGGCCAUUAGUUACUACCUACAUAAGAAACAUGUACAUACAGUGGGCUGUUUCAUAAAGCUGUUCGUAAGUUUAAAAUGACUUCACGCACAACUCCUGACCCUUUCUUGUGCUAAGCGAUAUAUCCUUAUGUAAUUUAUGUAGGACCUAAAAACAUGUAAUAGUCGUGCAUAACUUUACAAACAGCUUUAUGAAACACCCACCCAGCUUUAUAUCAUGCACAAUAUGAUCUGAUUAUGAAUGAAUUCAUCUUUCAAGAACUGUUUAAUGAAUGAUUUUAUUUUUUGUUAUUUCAUGGGACUCAAUGUGCCAUGUUGUGUUAUCGAUGAACUAAAAUACAUGUUGUUUUGCCAAAAGUCAAUUAGUUUAGGACAAGAGAAAUCUGUUAUGCAUAAUUUGGUCUAAAAGAAAUUAUGAGACUUGAGUGAAUAUUCAACUAAUCAAGUUGUAUUUGAAAUAUAUUCAGCAUAUAGUCCACAUGACAAUGUCAAGCACUACCUCAAAAGUGUGAAUGAAAUUUAACUGCUAGUACACCAACUGUUUGGAUUAUGAACAACAAAAUGGUAGCUUUAGCCAUCAGUUAUUAUACAUGUGUGUAGUUGAUGGCUUUGGUGUAAAUAUGUGAAUAUAUGUACAGAUUUUUACCAAAAGAAAAUGUUAUCUAACCGUAAAAAUUA